AUGAACCAAGGACGACUUUGGAGUUCAAAUCCAAAAUCAGUACCUGAUUUCACCAUUCUGUCGUAUUUAUUUGAACAACAUAUUGUAAUGACGGUUGAAAAGAUUUACACUGACUGGGCCAACCACUACCUAGCAAAAUCGGGCCACAAGCGGCUGAUCAAGGAUUUGCAACAAGACAUUGCAGAUGGAGUACUGCUAGCAGAAAUCAUCCAGAUCAUUGCAAAUGAAAAAGUUGAAGAUAUCAAUGGAUGUCCUAGAAGUCAGUCUCAGAUGAUUGAAAAUGUUGAUGUCUGCCUUAGUUUUCUAGCAGCCAGAGGAGUAAAUGUUCAAGGUUUAUCUGCUGAAGAAAUAAGAAAUGGAAACUUAAAAGCCAUUCUAGGGCUGUUUUUCAGUUUGUCUCGCUACAAGCAGCAACAACACCAUCAACAACAGUACUACCAGUCCUUGGUAGAACUUCAGCAGCGAGUCACUCACGCUUCCCCCCAAUUGGAAGCCAGUCAGGCCAAAACUCAGCAAGAUAUGCAGUCCAG
This is a messenger RNA of Galeopterus variegatus (Sunda flying lemur), 530 nucleotides long. RefSeq names its product neuron navigator 3-like. Gene Ontology annotation, molecular function: protein binding. The record is from RefSeq and is a predicted model, not a curated record. The transcript is spliced from 5 exons. Gene Ontology annotation, biological process: nervous system development; neurogenesis. The annotation marks the transcript as partial. Lineage: Eukaryota; Metazoa; Chordata; Mammalia; Dermoptera; Cynocephalidae.